Messenger RNA from Lates calcarifer (barramundi perch), 1829 nucleotides. RefSeq names its product G patch domain and KOW motifs (gene gpkow). NCBI's taxonomy places the organism in Eukaryota, Metazoa, Chordata, Actinopteri, Centropomidae. Bases 1 to 1671 code for a protein of 556 amino acids. Gene Ontology annotation, molecular function: nucleic acid binding. The transcript is spliced from 12 exons. Gene Ontology annotation, cellular component: spliceosomal complex. Gene Ontology annotation, biological process: mRNA splicing, via spliceosome. The record is from RefSeq and is a predicted model, not a curated record.
AUGCCGGCCCUCAUCCUCAUCAAAGCCGUCUCUCAGCUGUCAUUUGCGACGACUGACGCGAAUCGAACGCCGCAAAAUAAAACUACAAUUACCAGAAUCCUUUCCGCCUUCAUCUGUCGGUUACAAACAAAAAUGGCAUCACACGGAGAGGAUACAGGUGCCGUUCCCGGGGAGCAAGCGGAGAGAAAAACAACCGCAGUGUCGUUUGGUUUUACUAAAACCGUUAAUAAAUUUAAACCUUCUACUGGUGACGCUGUGACCAAGAAAGAUGACAGAGAUUACCUGACUGGAAUCGAUAGAAAUGAACUACAAAGUUCAAAGCCAUCUGAGAAGCCCAAAGAGCUCAUCAUCCCUCUGAUCCAGAAGAACCGCUGGAACAGACUGGACCGAGCGGGACGGAGCGAGGAGAGUGGAGGCAAAACACAAGAAACGACCCAGGAUAAUGACUCUGUGGAGUCUCAGGCUGUCAAGGAACUCAUCGAAGAGUCACGGAAGCAGCUUGACCUCUAUGAGAAUGGCCCCCAGUCACAGAGAAACCUAAACCUCAGCAUCCCCUUGUUGAUGCAAAACAAAGUGCCAGAGGGCUUUGAGGAUGGGGACCACAUUAAGGUGGAUCUACGGCCUGAAUCUUCAACAGAGGCAGAUUAUGAGAGUGUUCCUGUUGAGGCUUAUGGACUCGCUAUGCUGAAGGGGAUGGGGUGGAAAAAAGAAGAAGGCAUUGGACGCACCUUUAAACAAGAUGUGAAGCCAAUCGAACACCAGCUGCGUCCAAAAGGUUUGGGUCUUGGCGCAGAUCGUUCAGCAAUAAAGGACCUGGAGCCCACAAAACAUAAGCGCCCCCCCAAGCCAGGCGAGGAGCGAGAGAAGGAGGAGGAACUUGUGAUGGGGCCUGGGGGUUGUGUGCUGGUAGAGUCAGGGGCACAUAAAGACCUGUAUGGCAAGAUUGAAGGCAUUGAUCCAGACAACGCUCGAGUUGUGGUGAAGCUGGCUAUUGGCAGCAAGACUGUGACAAUCAGCCAGUAUGCCAUUAAACUGGUUGGACGCAAGGAAUACGACAAAUACAGCAAAGACCUCAGUCGCCUCAGUAAAGCUCACAAAGACAAAGAGAGGGAGAAAGAGAAGGAGAAACAGCGAGAGAAGGAGCAACAGCGACAGGAGGAGAAAGAGAGGCGAAGUAAUAGUGACGGGGUAAAACACAAGUCUUCAGAACGAGAUGGAGGAAAAGACGAGAGGAAGAGGAAACACAGAGACUCAAGUCAAGACAGAGAGAAACCUCCAGUGAAAGAAGCGAGGCGGCCUCCCACUCCCCCCUCCUGGCUCCAGAGAGACCUGAAAGUUCGCUUUAUAGACAAAGCUUUCAAAGGGGGCAGGUACUACAACUCAAAGAUGUGUGUGGAGGAUGUCCUGACACCAACAACCUGUGUGUGUCGAACUGAAGAGGGAAGACUGUUAGACGAUGUGAAGCAGGACAUGCUGGAAACCAUUGUCCCGAAAAGCGAAUAUGAUUCUAUAAUGGUUGUACUGGGUGAAUACAGGGGUCAGGUCGGCCGUAUUCUCCAGCGGGACAAGAACAAGUGCAGAGCGAUGGUUCAGCUCGACAGAUACGAGGAGAAAGUGUUCACACUAGACUAUGACUCUAUUUGUCACUAUGUAGGAGCAGCAGACCGUUGAUCUACAUACUUCUGAUUUUUAUUCAAAUAUUACCAGUCCUUUUUCAUCCCAUCUGAUCCUAAAUGUUGAUUUUUUUUGUAAUAUUGAGAAAAUAAUGGAUUUUUUAAAAAGAUUUUAAUGCAUUGCAAUUUUGUAAUAAAACAUUGUCAAGAAAAGUU